Lathyrus sativus (Indian pea) is the source of this 1473-nucleotide messenger RNA. The record is from the annotation of a GenBank genome assembly. NCBI's taxonomy places the organism in Eukaryota, Viridiplantae, Streptophyta, Magnoliopsida, Fabales, Fabaceae.
AUGGUGUAUCGAUUGGUUACUUGUUUUGGUGGGCGAAUUCUAGGGAAAUUUUCAUGUUUUAUGUUGUGCAUGCUGCUUGAAUGGGUGUUGUUGAUUUCACUCUACGUUGAUGGGUUUCUAGCAUUUUUCACCACUGAGCUUUCAAGGUUCUUUGAUUUGGAAACUCCAUGCUGGCUCUGCGCGAAGAUGAAUCAUGUUCUGGCACACAAUACGCCUAAUUUUUAUUACAACAAUUCCAUCUGCCUGGCUCACAAGAAAGACCUUUCGUCUAUGGCGUUUUGUCAUAAUCACAAGAAGCUUUCUGAUAUAAGACAGAUGUGUGAAGGGUGUUUACUUUCGUUUGCAACGCAGAAGGAAUCAGAUUGUGAUACCUACAAGUCUCUUGUAGGAGUUUUGAACAAGAAUCUCGACUGCUUUGUUGAUGGACAAAACAUUCAAUUGACUCUGAAGGAUGGCGAGGUCUUGCAGGCCGAGAAAAGUACUCAGAAUUGUGCAUGCUGUGGAGCACCAUUGAAACCCAAAUCUUCCAUCUCAAGAAGGAAUUCAGGCUCGCUUUCAUAUUCUCCAGCAGCUUUGCCACCAAUUUAUCCAACCGCGGUGCCAAAAUCUGAGGAAUCUCGCGGUGUAGAUUCGCCUCAGAUCCUGUCUGCAAAAAAAGAUUCAAAGCUUCCACAGAAUGAGGAUGACAGCAGCCUUAAAGAUCAGAACAAUAAAUUAAAGGAAGUACCAAAAGAAGCCACGCUGCCUCUAUUGACAGGAUCCAAUGAUCUAAACGCAGAGUCCCUGAAAACCCCGUCUUUACCAUGGAGCAGCAAGCUUUUCGGAGUUCCGCUUACAGAUUCUGCGCCGACCAGGAAAUCAUCACUAGAAAAGACAGGAUAUGUGUCUGACUCUAGCGAGGUUAGUUCUCAAAAUGAAGACGACGAUCCCGUCUUACACACUUUGAAGAGGCAAGUUCGUCUAGAUCGCAAGUCACUCAUGGCGUUGUACAUGGAGCUGGAUGAAGAGAGAAGUGCUUCAGCUGUUGCGGCCAACAAUGCUAUGGCUAUGAUUACCCGCUUACAGGAAGAGAAGGCAGCUUUGCAGAUGGAUUCUUCACAGUAUCAAAGAAUGAUGGAGGAGCAGAUAGAGCAUGACGAAGAAGUCCUGCAAGAAACUAAUGAGCUGCUUCUCAAACUAGAGGAAGAAGUUAAGACUUUAGAUACCGAGUUAGAGGUUUACAAAGCUAAAUAUGGAUACUUGACCGAAGAUGAUGUUAAGGCUCAUGGUGGCAACAGCUUUUCAACCGAGUCUAUUGAAGGCAAGGAUGAUGCAGAACAAUACCUCGAUCUUCAACAAUCUGGUUCGUCAAAUGCAUAUAACGGGGAGGGGAAAAUCAAGGAGUCACUAAAAGAUUUUAGAAUGGAGAGAACAUAUCUUUUUGGCAAGAAGAAAAUGGAAACUGAAACUCUCUUGACAGAGAGUGGAAUAUAA